Molecule: messenger RNA, 1465 nt
Organism: Prunus mume (Japanese apricot)
Lineage: Eukaryota; Viridiplantae; Streptophyta; Magnoliopsida; Rosales; Rosaceae
Product: putative F-box protein At1g19160
Molecular function (GO): protein binding
Source: RefSeq, a predicted model, not a curated record
UCUAUUCUCCAUCUGCCUCUACAAAACUAGUUGUGAUUUAUACCAAUAAUAUCCCAAGGAAGUCGCAGAGAUCCAUGGAGUCUGGUUCAGAGCUCCCAAGCGAAGUUAUAUGCUUUCAGAUACUUGCCAGGCUGCCGGUCAAGUCCCUUAUGCGCUUCAAAUGCGUUUGCAAGUCUUGGUCCUCUCUCAACCGCAGCCCUUCCUUUGUCAAUGCCCAUCGAAACUUCCACCGGAACAACCACACUCAGGUCCUCCUCACCACCUGGGACGAAGCCAUGCUGCAGCAGACCUUCUUCUCCAUACAAAUCAAACAAGGAAGUCCAACGCUCGUCAUCCGCCUUCUAAACCUUCCAACACCUCCAACCAAGAAUGGUGAACGUCUCUACAAUGCACUGAGUGUCAAUGGGUUAGUCUGUCUUUACCUUUCUGACAAAGUGUUUCCCAAUCGAACUGACCAAAACCAUCCCGUUCGAAUACUCAACCCGUGCACCCGAGAGUCUAUAAUUCUUCCUCAUGAUUCUCCUGCAUACAGCGCCAUCCACCUUACACACCACUUCGGGUUCAGUCCUCUUACCAAUGAGUAUAAGGUUCUUCAAGUGAAAAGGUUUCAGCCUCUAAAUUCUAUAGAGGAUAGGAGCAUCAUGUUCAAGAUUUUCAAACUAGGUACAAGUUCAUGGAGGAGAAUAGAGGUAGACCUUAAUGAUGUCCCUUUUGAUCUGCUCAAGUGCCAGUUUGACAGGAGAAGUGUGUGCGCUCAUGGAGCCAUACAUUGGAUGCACACGUCAACGCAGAACAUUAUAGCGGUUUUCGAUCUCGAAGACGAGAGAUUCAGAGCCAUCCCACUUCCUGAAGAUUAUAACUAUGGCAUCCAUGGUAUCAACAAUACCCUUGGGGACAUAGUUGAACUGGAUGGAUGUUUGGCUCUAAUAGGAGACAGGCACCUGAUGCAACAGAACAUGAUGGAGUUAUGGAUUUUGAAGGACUACGAAAACCAGGUUUGGGUUAAGGAGACCAUAAAUUUUCCUUUUUAUUGGGGGGACUUAGGGUACCCUGUCCCUUUGUAUACGAUUCACACUGGUGAGCUACUUUUGCAAUCUUCAAGAUUGCUUAGGCAGGAUCCUGCCCAAGUGAAAGUGUUCUAUUACAACAUGGAGAGUAAAAGUUUCAGAAGUGAAAUUGUUUCACCACGGUCGAGACUUUCAGAUCAUCUUCGGUUGAAAUUGCUUGUUGGCUGUGGUGGUGAUAGCAUUGUCCCCUUAAGAUGAGAGAUUGCCUAAUUUCAUCAUCUAAUUCUAAGCUUCAAUUCAAUGGUUGGUUAUCUUCUAGAAAAUUUGAAGUCUGAACUUGGUGAUGUUUUACCUUCUCACUAUUUGUCAUGUUACUCUCUCCUUUUGCUCUAUUUCUUCAUUUCUCUCUCAUUCACUGCUUUACUGAAGACUGCAAACUAGAGAGUAAUUACAUCAAU